Molecule: messenger RNA, 2009 nt
Organism: Myodes glareolus (Bank vole)
Lineage: Eukaryota; Metazoa; Chordata; Mammalia; Rodentia; Cricetidae
Gene: Nr1h2
Product: nuclear receptor subfamily 1 group H member 2
Biological process (GO): positive regulation of transcription by RNA polymerase II; cell differentiation; lipid metabolic process
Cellular component (GO): RNA polymerase II transcription regulator complex
Molecular function (GO): zinc ion binding; RNA polymerase II cis-regulatory region sequence-specific DNA binding; nuclear receptor activity
Source: RefSeq, a predicted model, not a curated record
CCUAUAUCCGGAAGUGACGUGCAGCGGGGUUGCCGGAAGAAGUGGCGAAGUUACUUUUGCUUUGCGCUCAGCCAGCGCUGUUGCUCAGAGCUACUCCCCGGCUUCAGAAGUUACUUCCGAAGUGCUGAGGAGGAGCAACUACGGGUGCGGACACGGAGCUCCCGCUUCCCGGGGCCGUUUCCAGGGCAACGGCGUAGGAGACCCGCGCCCCACCACUUCAAGACCGCCGGUGCAGUCAUGAGCCCCGCCUCCCCCUGGUGCUCGGAGAGGGGCGGGGUCUGGAGUGAGGCUGCUUCGUGACCCACCAUGUCUUCCCCCACAAGUUCUCUGGAUACACCGGUGCCUGGGAAUGGUUCUCCUCAGCCCAGUACCUCCUCGGCUUCGCCCACCAUCAAGGAGGAGGGGCAGGAGACUGACGCCCCUCCAGGCUCUGAAGGGUCCAGCUCUGCCUACAUCGUAGUCAUCUUAGAGCCAGAGGAUGAGCCCGAGCGUAAGCGAAAGAAGGGUCCGGCCCCGAAGAUGCUGGGUCACGAGCUGUGCCGCGUGUGUGGGGACAAGGCCUCGGGCUUCCACUACAAUGUACUAAGUUGUGAGGGCUGCAAAGGCUUCUUCCGGCGCAGCGUGGUCCAUGGUGGAGCCGGGCGCUAUGCCUGUCGGGGCAGUGGAACCUGCCAGAUGGACGCCUUUAUGCGGCGCAAGUGCCAGCUCUGCAGGCUGCGCAAGUGCAAGGAGGCUGGCAUGCGGGAGCAGUGCGUGCUUUCUGAGGAGCAAAUUCGAAAGAAAAAGAUUCAGAAGCAGCAGCAGCAACAGCAGCCACCCGCGACUGAGCCAGCAUCAAGCAGCUCAGCCCGGCCUAUAGCCUCCCCUGGCACGUCCGAAGCGGGCGGCCAGGGCUCCGGGGAAGGAGAGGGCAUCCAGCUGACAGCGGCGCAAGAGCUGAUGAUCCAGCAGUUGGUUGCUGCGCAGCUGCAGUGCAACAAGCGCUCUUUCUCCGACCAGCCCAAAGUCACGCCCUGGCCCUUGGGUGCAGACCCUCAGUCCCGAGACGCUCGUCAGCAGCGCUUUGCCCACUUCACGGAGCUGGCCAUCAUCUCAGUCCAGGAGAUUGUGGACUUUGCCAAGCAGGUGCCAGGGUUCUUACAGCUGGGCCGGGAGGACCAGAUCGCCCUCCUGAAGGCAUCCACCAUCGAGAUUAUGUUGCUGGAGACAGCCAGACGCUACAACCACGAGACAGAGUGUAUCACGUUCCUGAAGGACUUCACCUACAGCAAGGAUGACUUCCAUCGUGCAGGCUUGCAGGUGGAGUUCAUCAAUCCCAUCUUCGAGUUUUCUCGGGCCAUGCGUCGGCUGGGCCUGGACGACGCGGAGUACGCCCUGCUCAUUGCCAUCAACAUCUUCUCAGCGGACCGACCCAACGUGCAGGAGCCCAGCCGCGUGGAGGCGCUGCAGCAGCCCUACGUGGAGGCUCUCCUCUCCUACACACGCAUCAAGCGGCCACAGGACCAGCUCCGCUUCCCACGAAUGCUCAUGAAGCUGGUGAGCCUGCGCACUCUCAGCUCCGUGCACUCGGAGCAGGUCUUUGCAUUGCGACUCCAGGAUAAGAAGCUGCCGCCUUUGCUGUCUGAGAUCUGGGACGUGCAUGAAUAGGGGCCGCCAUGAGUGCCCAUCUUGGUGGCAUCUUCUUGCAGAUGGACGCUUCACCCUUCCUCCUGGGGUGGGAGGACACAGUCAUGGCCCAUCCUUGAGGGACUCAGCACUGGCAGUUGCACCAGGAGGCCCCUCCCGACCCACCGAGUCUUCCAGGAGGGAUGAGGGUCACAGGUCCUAGCCUCUGACCUUCCCCAGCUACCCUCCCACCCAGCUUACACCUCAGCCUACCAUGCCAUGCACCUUGAGUGGGGAGAGGUGAGGGCUGGUGUCUCCCCACCAUUGGGAGACCACAGGUCCCCUCUUCUGCCCUUUUUAUUUAAUAAAAAUAAAAACAAGAAAUAAAGUCUGAGUACAAGUCA